Molecule: messenger RNA, 3273 nt
Organism: Capronia coronata CBS 617.96
Lineage: Eukaryota; Fungi; Ascomycota; Eurotiomycetes; Chaetothyriales; Herpotrichiellaceae
Exons: 2
Coding region: 1-3273 (1090 amino acids)
Molecular function (GO): protein binding
Source: RefSeq, a predicted model, not a curated record
AUGGCUUCCCCAAAGCCGCGUCGAAAGCGUGAUCGAGUGUUCCAGUGGAUUUCUGGCACGUCCACUCGCCCUAGUAGUCACCACUCGGCAUUAUCCGCAACCUCCACCUCUCCGCCCAACCCAAAUCCUUCAGGAACGUCGAUCGUCGGCGCACAGAGUUUCGAAGAUCGAGUCUUCCUCUGUCUCUCUCAGCAAGAGCAAGACACUAUUCGACAAUAUACAGUGUCAAAUGCGGCGGACAUCAAUACAAUCGUACGGCAAGCGCUUACGGCGACUAGGCAAAAGCAGGCGAUAUGUCAAUCUAAGAGGUGGACUUUUCAGUUCGGUGGACAAUCCGUUGUCUUGCAGAAGAAGGCCGACAAUAUCGUGAGCUGGCUGGAUCGAUUCAAGGCCGUGGGAGAUGUAGUCUCUAAUGCAGACCCUAUCCAUGUCGGUCUGCCCUGGGCUGGCAUCCGUCUUCUCCUCGAGGCAGCCACUUCGGAGAAAAGCCAAAUGGCGGCUCUUCUUUUGGGUCUCGAAACAGCUCUCUACCUAUCGAAUCGACUUCAGGCGUAUAUGACUUAUAUGGCUACACUACCUCCCAGCCUGACACGGGGCAAUCUCGAAUCCUGCCUGAUCGAGUUUCAUGCCCUGAUAUUACGGUUUCUAGGGAAAGCCAUCCGGCUCUAUCAGAAGGGCAGCAUCACCCGCGUAUUUGACGCAUUCUGGCGGGUCGAAGACGUGUCGACAUUUGAGGACGAGUGCCACAAGAUGGCCAACCGUGCCGAUAUCGAGGCGAGCACCUGUAAUCGACAUUUGACGGCUAAGCAGCACGAAGAGUUACGUCAAACUUUACUGAAGCUCGAUGCUAUUCACACAGUCCAGGGAGCGGUUGAGAGGCUAGAACAUAAACUCAACCUUGACAAACUCCCUGUGGCAGUUGGUGCGGCGUUUAAUUCUUAUCAAGAUGAACUUGAUGCCCGAUGCCAUCCCGACACUCGCGUCGACUUACUCCGGGAUAUUUACACGUGGGCAGGCCAAGCCGACGGUAAAUCCAUCUUUUGGUUGAAUGGUGGCGCCGGGACCGGCAAAUCCACGAUAUCUCGCACGGUGGCGCAGACCUUUUCCGAUCAUGGCCGGCUCGGGGCCAGUUUCUUCUUCAAGCGAGGAGAGCGUGAUCGUGAGAAUGCGAGGUUGUUCGUCUCGACCAUCGUUCGCGAAAUGGUGCGGCAGAUACCGGCGUUGAGACCUCAUGUUCAUCAGGCGAUCGAGGACGAUCCAGAGAUCGCAACCCGGGCACUGAAGGAACAAUUCGACAAGCUGAUUUUCCUGCCUUGCACUAAAGUUGGCUCUAUCCCGUUAGCGAGCGUGGUAUUAGUGGUCGACGCCCUCGACGAAUGUGACCGCGAGGGCGAUAUCAACGUUAUGAUCGCUCAACUUUCCCGCCUGCGAGAGUUAAGGACCAUUAGUAUCCGUGCCUUCCUCACCAGCCGACCAGAGGUGCCAAUUCGCCACGCGUUCACGGAAGUGAGUACUGCUAAACAUCGAGAUCUCAUUCUCCACAAUAUUCCGCCUUCGACAAUUCGACACGACAUUUCUAUAUAUCUACAAGAUGAAUUCACGCGGAUUCGAGAUGCACACCGACGUCUAUCGGAUCAAUCCGUUCCUCCUGGCUGGCCGGAUGUUGAAUCUCUUAACGCUCUAACUGACUUAGCGGUGCCGCUCUUCAUCGUUGCAGCGACAGUCUGCCGCUUUGUCGGUGACUUGAAAGGCAAUCCACAGAAGCGACUCCGUCAAGUCCUCGACCAACCUAUCGGACAGAGAUCACAACUCGAGCUGACAUACCUUCCAGUGCUCCGUCAGCUAUUAGCUGGUGUUGACGAUGCCGAGGAGAAGGAGCAGCUUUGUCGUGAUUUUCAUGAGAUUGUAGGCUCUAUCGUCCUCCUUGCCAACCCUUUAUCGACAACAUCCUUAGCCAAGCUACUUCAAAUUGAGAAGACGGAUAUUGACGACCAAUUGCGGUGUCUCCACUCCGUCCUCUGGAUCCCCUCCGAUCCUAAUGCACCAAUUCAUCUCCUUCAUCUCUCCUUCCGAGAAUUUCUGCUAAAGAAAAGGCAUUCUGAUCUUGGACGGCAAUUCACGAUUGAUAAGCCGACCGCACAUGGAUUUCUACUCGACAAAUGUCUCACACUUCUCCGAGGUUCCCAGGGCUUACGUAAAGAUAUUUGUCACCUAGAGCGCCCGGGAAUACUCCGAAGUGAGAUCAGUUAUGCAACUAUCAACGCGUCUAUUCCUCAACAUCUCCAAUACGCGUGCUGCUUCUGGAUCUUUCACCUCCAGCAGAGUGAACGCCAGAUCCGGGACGGCGACGAGAUUGACAGUUUUCUCCGGACGUAUUUUCUUCAUUGGCUUGAAUGUAUGAGUCUUAUAAGUAAAAUCCCGGAAAGUAUUGGCUUGAUUACUACAUUGCAGUCACAAGUGGCCAAGAAAGACAGCCAAGUCUCUACGUUCAUGGAGGAUGCGCGACGGUUUACCCUGACCUUUAGCUCUAUCCUCGCACAGGCGCCAUUGCAAGUGUACGGUUCUCCCUGGCAUUUCAGCCCAUUGAAAAGUCCAGUUCGACACACAUUUAGAGGACAACGGUUACCAACUAUACAAAUACGAAGCCUACUAUCGGAACAGUGGAGUGCGUGUCUACAGACUUACGAAGGGCAUUCCUCCUUGGUGAACAGCGUGGUGUUCUCGCGUGACGGAUCGCGCGUGGCGUCCGGCUCAGGCGACAGCACGGUGCGGGUGUGGGAUGUGCAGACGGGCGAGUGUCAACAUACGCUCGAAGGGCAUUCCGACUGGGUGAACAGCGUGGUGUUCUCGCGUGACGGAUCGCGCGUGGCGUCCGGCUCACACGACAGCACGGUGCGGGUGUGGGAUAUCACUAGCGCGACAGAGGUCCUAUGCCAUAAUACUUAUACCACUAUGAACGACAUCGAAUUCAGCGAUGAUGGCUCAACUAUUCUGGUAAAUGGUGAACUCCUGCCUCUUCCACCGCAAUUACCGUUAUCUUCCACAACGCAGCCAUCGAAUUCGGACGUCACUUCUCGGAGGAAGCUAGGACUUGGUGGUGAAUGGAUUAUGUACGGCUCAGAGAGGAUCUUAUGGCUACCUCCUGAGUACCGUCCGGGUGACUGGGCAAGUUAUAUGGAUAUUGUGGCUAUAGGGAGCGGUAAUGGUCGAGUUACUAUCGUCUCAGUGACUAGGCCCCAUGGCAUUAAUGGCUCGGAGGAGAAGACAUGGUAG